AUGAACAAGCAGGACCCCGCCGAGUCGUUCUUCGAGAUGGAGAAGCAGCGUCUCAUUGGCGAGAUCAACUCGGACGUGCUCUCGCACACGAACGCUCUGAACCGCAAGCUUGAGGAAGUCGACGGCGUAGGCAAGGAGUUCAACACUGUCGCCGAGCUUUGGUCCUCUUUUCUCGGCAUCGUGAACGACAAGGCUAACGAAUCAUACGAAGCCGCUGUCCCCGGCACGGGAACUACCAACUUCGGUGCCAGCACGCAGCGAUAA
Molecule: messenger RNA, 264 nt
Organism: Trichosporon asahii var. asahii CBS 2479
Lineage: Eukaryota; Fungi; Basidiomycota; Tremellomycetes; Trichosporonales; Trichosporonaceae
Exons: 3
Coding region: 1-264 (87 amino acids)
Cellular component (GO): mitotic spindle pole body; spindle microtubule; mitotic spindle
Source: RefSeq, a predicted model, not a curated record